AUGCAUUCUUACAAAGGGGACUUAUAUGAAGAUGUCUAUAUGCAUAUGCCACAAGAAUUCUGGUAUUCACAAAGUACAUAUGACCAUUCUCUAUUUACAAAGAAGGUAGGGGUGGACAUUGCUAUUAUACUAGUGUAUGUAGAUGAUUUGUUGAUAACAGGUAACACACCUGAACUGAUAGAAGAUGCUAAAAGGACCUUGCAUGCUCACUUCAAAGUUAAGGACUUAGGAACUUUGAGAUACUUUCUUGGCAUUGAAGUUAUGAGGUCUGAGAAGGGAAUACUCCUCAACCAAAGGAAGUAUAGCUUGGAGUUAAUUUCAGAAGUAGGACUCAGUGGAGCAAGGCCAGCUUCUACACCAUUAGAAGCAAAUCACAAGCUCACAAUAGUGGAUUAUGAUGUUCAUGUAGGAAACAAAGCUGAUCUUGAAGUAGAAGACUUGGUUGGGUAUCAAAAAUUGAUUGGAAAAUUAAUCUACCUCACCAUCACUAGGCCAGACAUUUGUUUUGCUGUCCAGGUACUUAGUCAGUUCAUGCAAAGGCCUAAACAAUCUCAUUUGGAUGCAGCUAUGAGGGUGGCAGCCUGUCUUAGCACCAGAAGGUCAGUCACAGGAUAUGUAGUGAAGUUAGGGGGUGCUCUUUUGUUCUGGAAAUCAAAGAAGCAACAAACAUUCAGUAGAAGCUCAGCUGAAGCAGAGUAUAGGAAUAUGACGAUGGCAGUGGCUGAACUGACUUAG
Messenger RNA from Solanum dulcamara, 735 nucleotides. RefSeq lists its product as uncharacterized. The coding region runs from base 1 to 735 and encodes 244 amino acids. Lineage: Eukaryota; Viridiplantae; Streptophyta; Magnoliopsida; Solanales; Solanaceae. The record is from RefSeq and is a predicted model, not a curated record. The transcript is spliced from 3 exons.